This is a messenger RNA of Hypoxylon trugodes, 1393 nucleotides long. RefSeq lists its product as uncharacterized. The record is from RefSeq and is a predicted model, not a curated record. NCBI's taxonomy places the organism in Eukaryota, Fungi, Ascomycota, Sordariomycetes, Xylariales, Hypoxylaceae. Bases 539 to 1213 code for a protein of 224 amino acids. The transcript has 2 exons.
AUCCGAGUAGAUCAGGAGGCUUGGCAUCAUCGCCUAGAUAUCCCAUCCAUACUCUAUCUCUUAACCUAAUCGAAAACUCAAAGCAGUCGUAUUGUGAUAAUAGAAUUUUAGCUGCCAAGCUAUAUGAGGUUUCAUUUGUGGUGUUUCCGUGUAUACCAAGGUCCGCUAUGAAGCCUUACGCAAGAAAAUGAGCUGUAGCCAUGAAGAUACAACGGAUGUAGGUGUGAUCGCUGUUCGUGAGCUCGAAGAUAUAAUGCGCGGGUUCCCCAAGUUGAAAAUGCUCUACACAUUCCUUUCAAUGCAGGUAAACCAUUAGAUACCCCUCGUUCCUUAUUGUGUGAUUUAGAGGUAUGGUUUCCACCGAAAUUGAAUACUUUCGGUUCUUCACUAAUAUAUAGUAGCUGCGCUCCUUCAAUUCUCUUCCUUUCUUUAACCCCGUUUGAGAGUAAGAUAUCUUACCUUAUCACUAAUGUUGAUCAUACUAAUAAGUUCUAGCGGUACAUUAUUGUAAUUUAGUCUUAUCACUCAUUACGACAUCAUGAAGUUCACAACAGGACCCCUUUUCGCCACUUUGGCUUUGACCGCCUACUUGCCCAACAUCCUUGCUGUCGAUGGAUUUGCCGCCAGCAGGGGCUCAGUUGCUGUAUUCAGGCGUGAGGUAGCCAACAAUGGUACCGCCGCUGCCAACGGCACUGAGGCCGUCGAUGCUGGCCAGAACAACGAGAAUGCCGACGAGAACGCCAAUGAGGAAGAGCAAAACCUCGAGGACCAACAGAACGCUGAUGAGCAGAACCAAGACCAAAACCAAGAUGAGAACCAAAACAAUGAGGACCAGAACGUCGAGCAGGGUGUUGACGAGCUCGAGAACCGCUAUGGAAUCAACCUUGACAACAACAACCUAGAGGCCAGUCUUCUUCAAAACAUCGGCGGCGCUAUGCUUUCUCUCGGUAUCUGCAAUUUCAACCUCGGCAGCCUUGGCGAUAUCGGCGUCAACAACCAGAUCCAGCUUCUUCUCCAACUCCAACAACUUGCUCAGCUCCAGCAACUCGGCCUUGUCAGCUCGCGCUCCAUUGAGCAACUCCUCCAACAGGAGCUUCUCCUUAACAACUUUAACCUCAACAUCUUCAAGCGCACCAUCAACGCAACUGUCAAGCAAGCUGCUCGUGAGAACAAGCGUAACAUUGCGGCCAGGAAGGAGUGCAAGGGUAAAUAAAAGGUCAAAGGGUGUAGCAUUUAAGGGACGGGGCUAGGUAAGGCGAUACCUGCCUCAUGUUUUUAGGAAUAAUAGGUUAUCAAUGGGAUUUUUGUCUAAACCUGCAAUUUAGGACCCAUCGUUUGUUUCCUUACAACCCUGUACUAGUACUAGGCGUCAACAUACGAUAUGACUAGCUAG